AUAUAUCUGUUUUAUUGUAUAAGUUGUAAUUAUUCUAUAUAAAUAAUAUGACAACCGUCAUAUGUUAAGUGUGCUUUAAAAUUAUAAAUAGAUUUACGCGGACAUCAUUGGCUGAUUCAAAAGUAAAUCUAGCGAACUUGUGAGAUCGUCACGUGAUCGUUUUAGCGCGUGGGUUAUAUCGUCGGCCAUUUUGGAGUAGUUGAGAUUUAAUUUGUUCAAUUAAGUUGGUUUGUUGAAUUUAACAUUGAGAUCGGCUAUGUCGAAUCGAUCAAAAAAAUCUACGGCUUCGUCCUCGACUAUCGUGACGAAAAGUUCAACGACUACUUCGACGCCAUUGUCGGCCUCGCAAAGCUUCCGCAGUACGCCGGGUUCUAAUCGACCUCCAUCUCCAACUGUCCUGUCUAGGCUCCAGGAAAAGAAUGAGCUGGCCGGAUUGAAUGAUCGUCUGGCCAAUUAUAUUGAAAGAGUUAGGACGUUGGAAGUUGAGAACGGCAGACUUACUCGUAUCAUUACCAGCAAAGAUGAAUGCGUGGUCAAGGAGACUUCGAAAAUUAAGGGAAUGUUCGAGGAAGAAUUGGCCAGUGCUCGAAAGUUGUUGGACGAUGUUUCAAAGGAAAAGGUCAAGUUGCAGGUUGAGACUUUGACACAGAAAAAGGAGAUUGAGGAACUGAAAGACAGACUAAAGAUUCGGGAUGGUGAUUUAGCACUUGUCACACAAAAAGCAGCAUCAGCUGAAGCUCAGGUUGCUGACCUGCAGGCAAGAUUGGGUGAUGCCCUUGCAAUGAGGAAACAUUGGGAAGAGGAAUUCAAUAAAAUGAAAAAGGAGCUUGAUAAUGCAAAUAGGAAUUUAGCUGCAGCUAAGAAGAAUUUGGAGGAGGAGAUGGUAAGUCGAAUUGACCUUGAGAAUAGAUUUCAAAGCUUCAAGGAAGAUAUGGAUUUCAAGGACCAGCUUCAUCGACAAGAAAUCUCAGAAACAAUUACGAAAUCUCACGUUGUAGUCGAGGAGACAGACCAUCGUCUGCAGGAUGAAUAUGACAGCAGGCUGAUGGAGGCCUUGCAGCAGAUACGAGCAGAAAAUGAAGACCAGAUCAGAUCGAUGAGGCUCGAGACGGAGGCAGUCUUCGAGAAGAAGUAUGCAGAAUUAAGAGAUGCAGCCUCUAGAAAUGAAGGCAACUCGGAGAAGAAUUUGAGUGACCUUAAGAAUUCAAAGAAGAGGAUUGAAGAGCUGCUUAUUGAUGUAUCCAGACUGAACAACAAGCUCCACGAUUAUGAAACCAUUAUAAGAGAUCUGGAGAUUAGGUUGAAAGCAGCAAAAGAUGAACAUGCAGCUGAAUUGGAUUCUCUCAAUGUACAAAUUCGUCUGUUGAAGAAGACAAUCGAGGAGCAGAUGGAAGAGUACAGAGAUCUCAUGGACACGAAGAUCAAGCUGGACACUGAGAUCGCUGCCUACAGGAAACUUCUUGAGAGUGAGGAGUCCAGAUUGAAAGGUGUCGUAGGAGUAAGGUACAGUUCUGCUGGAAGUGAUUCAUCGAGAAAGAGGAAGCGUUACGAUGAUGAUGAGUCUGAAAGGUUUUCAUCAAGAUUGCUGGAUAGUUCUGAUGUCGGCGCAGAUACGAGCAUUGCAUCAGUGGCAACUUCAUCUGAGUUUGUGUGCUCAUCUGUCACCAAUGAUAUUGUCAAAUUUGAGGCUGUUGACCCUGAAGGAAAGUUCAUCAAACUCAGUAAUACUUCUGAUGAAAAGGAGCUGGCUCUAGGUGGAUGGCAGCUGAAGCACAGCAGUGGUGACAAUGAGACAACAUACAAGUUCCACAGGAAUCUUCUCUUAAAACCUGGCUCUACUGUUACUGUUUGGAGUGCUGAUGCAGACAAGGUGCAUGCACCACCCAGUGAUUUGGUCAUGAAGGGUCAGUCAUGGCACGUUGCCGAAGUCAACAACACUGUACUACUUGACCAGAAAGGAGAUGAGGUGGCAACAUUUGAGAUGAAAAAAUCUCUAGUGAAGGUUUCAUCAUUAUCAUCAUUCAGCAAUGGCGACAACUCAGGUUUUGCAGUCGAAAAAUUCAAGCAAGGGAUGGUUGUCCUUCCUUGGCUGAUUGUCUGAACCAUCCAUCCAAUCUACUGAUUGACUGAUCACGCAAAUGGCAACUAUUUACAUUAAUCUUAAUUUAUUAUUAUUUCUACCAUCGUGAAAGUGACAAGUUUCUAGCGUUCUGAUUUAUUAUUAUUCCCAAAUUUCAUUGUCAUUCUCUGCUUUGAUAAAUUAUUUCGUCUCAUAUUAUUUUAAGUCACUGUUUGCCAUAUAUUGUAAGACUGGUAAAUGAUUCUUGUUCAUAAUCGUAUAAAUUUAAGUUAUAGAACAUGGAAAUAAUUAAAUGAGUGCUCCAACGUGUACACGAUUUAUCUUUUUAUGGCAUAAACGUAAACGCGCGCGCGCGCGCGCGUGUGUGUGUGUGUAGCUAUCAUCAUUUUGUAUUGUUUGGUCUGUGUCUGCAAUAAGGCGCACAAAUUAUUUAUAUAAAUAUAUACACGCUUAAUUGUUUGUUGCUUUUAGUUUUUUAAAUAUUUUUUUUUUAAUUAUGCUAAUUAAUCUGACGGUUUCAUUAGCUAUUUUUUGUUGACCAUGCUAAAAGUUAAGCAGUCAAUUUGCCAUGUUAGCCAAUUUGUAUCAAUAAUUAUUAUUUCUAUUUUUUUUGGAACCACAUUAAAUUCACAUCUUGAAUCGUGAAAAUGAAAUUAAUUGUUGAAUUAUGUUAUUACGCAUCCUUACGUUCAGUUUUAGAUACUUAGGUCUGAUAAAGUGAUAACAACAUAUUUUGUGAGGACACUCAAACAAAUGUUUUUAUACCAUUACAUGAUAUUUUAGAAUUACAUUUGUAGAGGUUGAUGACAACUGACUGCUCUUAUAAAUAACUAUUGUAUCUUUUUUAUUUUAUUAUGAUUUUUGAAAAGUAGAAUUAGAUAUCGAUUGAAAAAGU
Molecule: messenger RNA, 2975 nt
Organism: Helobdella robusta
Lineage: Eukaryota; Metazoa; Annelida; Clitellata; Rhynchobdellida; Glossiphoniidae
Exons: 11
Coding region: 257-2101 (614 amino acids)
Source: RefSeq, a predicted model, not a curated record